AUGGCAGUGGGAUUCCUGGCGGGCCAGACCGGCUACCCCUGCCGGACCUACGCCUUCUACCGAGGCGCCCUCGCCCCGAACUACCCCGACCUCGCCUCCAUCGGCGACCUCUUCGGCGUCAGCCGCCUCAUGAUCGCCAAACCCAGCAACAUCUCCACCUCCGCCUCCGCCCUGUCCGCCCCCCUCGUCGCCGACCAGCCCCUGUUCGUCCCCCUGACCUGCUCCUGUAACCCCACCAACAGCACCAACAACAUCUCCAGCGCCAACACCAACUACACCAUCCGCUCCGGCGACAACUUCUACCUCGUCUCCACCCAACCCUUCGAGAACCUCACCUCCUACCAGUCGGUCAAGGUCGUGAACCCCUCCCUGGUCCCCACGAGCCUAACCAUCGGGGACGACGUGGUGUUCCCCAUCUUCUGCAAGUGCCCGAACACAACCCAAGUGGCGGGCGGGGUCAAUUACCUGGUCUCGUAUGUGCUCCAGCCCAGCGACAACCUCUCAAGCGUCGCGUCGAGAUUCGGGGUCUCAGAACAGAGCAUCGUGGACAUCAAUGGCAACAACACCAAACCCACCGAGACCCUCUUCGUGCCUGUCUCCAAGCUCCCGAAUCUGACCCAACCCAACGUCUCCGCCGCCGACGUCGCCCCUCCGGCCGCGAGGGAGGAGAGGACAGGGGUCAUCGUGGGGCUGGCCAUCGGGGUCGGACUCCUCGGGGCGUCCUUGAUUCUGGGGAUCGGGCUCUUGGUUCACAGGGAGAGAUCGAGCCAAUAA
Eucalyptus grandis is the source of this 774-nucleotide messenger RNA. Its product is annotated as serine/threonine receptor-like kinase NFP. The transcript has a single exon. Bases 1 to 774 code for a protein of 257 amino acids. The record is from RefSeq and is a predicted model, not a curated record. NCBI's taxonomy places the organism in Eukaryota, Viridiplantae, Streptophyta, Magnoliopsida, Myrtales, Myrtaceae.